UGGCGGUUGCGGCAGCGGUUGCAUCCGCGCGGUUACAACCGCGAUAGCGUUCACAUUUUCCGCAAAUUUCACGACAGUCAGUAGUAUGGAGUUGACAGAAACAGUUGCCAUAAUUUACGCUCUUAAAAUUAAGAAAUCUAAACGAAAAAGAAGGUACUGGGUCCAUCCGUUAUACGAAAGGCGUUUGACAAAUGGUCAGUUUCAUUGCCUUUUUCAUCGGUUGAGGGAAUAUCCCAAAAAGUUUUUUAAUUAUGACAGAAUGAGCGUUACGUCUUUUGAUGAAUAAGUGACGUUGAUGAGACCUCACUUGCAAAAGUCAAAUAGUCACUUUAGAGAUUGCAUCACUGUGGAAGAAAGAUUAACAGUCACUAUAAGGUAUCUCGCGACUGGAAUGCAUUUUGCUGCUUUGCAGUAUUCAUAUUUAAUGGGAAGAAGUACAAUCGCAAUGAUCAUUAAUGAAUCUUGUCGUGCAAUAUGGACUAUAUUACAACCACUAGAAAUGCCCGAACCUACUGUUGAAAAAUGGAAAGAAAUAGCAGAGGAAUUUGAUCAGAAAUCUAAUUUCCCCCACUGCUUUGGGGCAGUCGAUGGGAAACAUAUUCGUAUAAUGUCACCAGAACAUAGCGGAUCGGCAUUUUUUAAUUACAAGAAAUAUUUUUCGCUCGUACUUAUGGCGAUUUCUGAUGCAAACUAUUGCUUCACAGUAAUAGAUGUAGGAGCAUACGGACAGGAGUCCGAUUGCAAUGUUUCUAGGCAAAGUACUGUUGGAAGAAAGUUGUAUAACAGUGAGCUUAUAAUACCCAGUCCAUCAGUUUUGGCAGAUAAUUCUGACCAACGUAUUUAUCCCUAUGUAUUGGUGGGCGAUGAAGCUUUUGCUUUACAUCAAAAUUUAUUAAGGCCAUAUCCAAGACGUAAUCUGAACGAGAAUAAAAGGAUUUUCAAUUACAGAUUAACAAGAGCUAGGAGGUUCGUGGAAUCUGCCUUUGGCAUUCUGGCCAAAAAGUGGCGUGUGUUUCAUACUAGCAUAUUAGUGAAACCAGAUUUUGCAGCGCUGGUAAUAAAAGCAGCUUGUGUCUUGCAUAACUUUGUUCGAAAACGGGACGGAUACAAAUUUGAAGACACGUUAACUUGCUCCUUAAAUGAUAUAGAUGUACAUGGGACUGGAGGACAACAACUACGAGGACAACAUGUCAGAGUUCUUUUUACCGAGUAUUUUGAAUCGCCUGAAGGCAGUUUGAGUUGGCAAAAUGCUAUGAUAUAGAUAAGUAUUAGUGUAUUGUGUUUAUUUAAUAGAUAGGUAUAUUAUUACCUUUGUAAACAAUUAUUAUAUUAAAACACUUUCUGUACAUAUAUAUGAAGUAUUUUUCUUACCUUUUAAUAUUAUUUCUUCCGGAGUCGACAAAUUUUGAUCCGAAUACAUUUCCUCCAAAACCUCCUGCCAAGCAUUAAUUUUUUUAUCCCGAUUUUUGUAUUCCUUGUCAGAAACAUCCCACAAACACGUCCGAUUUUGCACCAAAAUAAUAAAUUUUUCUGUGUCGAAUAUAUCCAUGGUUCAAAAAUGAUCUGAUCUCGUUCUUGGCCAUGCGGUUAAUGUGAACACGUAGUCAAGAAACAACACGUUGAAUUUCCGACCGCGAACCGCGCAACCGCGGUAAGAUGCGGUUGAGAAGGUGAUUGCGGCCAUUUGGCGGCUAAUGUAUUGCCACUCCAUAUUAAUCCAUAUAUUUUACAGAAUAGCGGUUGCAACCGCUGCCGCAACCGCUGCCGCAACCGCCAAUGUGUCGCCGGCCUUAGUGAUCAUGAGCAUGGUUU
Molecule: messenger RNA, 1812 nt
Organism: Anthonomus grandis grandis
Lineage: Eukaryota; Metazoa; Arthropoda; Insecta; Coleoptera; Curculionidae
Exons: 2
Coding region: 296-1261 (321 amino acids)
Source: RefSeq, a predicted model, not a curated record